This is a messenger RNA of Scatophagus argus, 2845 nucleotides long. Its product is annotated as voltage-dependent calcium channel gamma-1 subunit-like. Gene Ontology annotation, cellular component: membrane; L-type voltage-gated calcium channel complex. Gene Ontology annotation, biological process: regulation of calcium ion transmembrane transport via high voltage-gated calcium channel; calcium ion transmembrane transport. The coding region runs from base 294 to 986 and encodes 230 amino acids. The record is from RefSeq and is a predicted model, not a curated record. Gene Ontology annotation, molecular function: calcium channel regulator activity; voltage-gated calcium channel activity. NCBI's taxonomy places the organism in Eukaryota, Metazoa, Chordata, Actinopteri, Scatophagidae. The transcript is spliced from 4 exons.
CCUGAGUUGUGCAGCGAGUCAUGGUGAGUAGGGAAAAAGGGACUUGAAACUAGGGCAGAGCAGUCUGGCCCCUUUCCCUUCGAACCAGAGUCACAGAGAGAAGAGACUAGUCUUAGGCGGAGAGAGAAAAGAGAAGACACUUUGUAGGAAGCUUGCUGCAGACACUGAGGAAACAAGCCCCUGGGACACAGACCAGUGUGUCCACAUUGCAGAACAUCCAAUUUUAUAGAUUUUUUUUUUCAUUAUAUCAGGGGAAGAAUAUUCGCUGAACAGAAAUCUCAUCAUCUGGAAACAUGCACAAACGCACUAAGAUAAAGAUUGCCAUCUUCGUGCUGCUGGUGGGUAUGGCUUGCAUGUUCACUGCGGUGGUAACGGACCACUGGGCAGUGCUCAGCCCUCCGGUGCAUAAACUCAAUGAGACCUGUGAGGCGGCCCACUUCGGCCUGUGGAGGCUGUGCAAGAAACACAUCUACAUCAGCUCGGAAAACUACGAGGAGGGGCGCGGCUGCGGACCCAUCAGCCUGCCUGGAGAGGAAAACUGCACUUAUUUCAGACACUUCACUCCAGGGGAGGAUGCUGAGAUAUUUGAAUAUAAAACACAAAAAGAGUACAACAUCUCUGCUGCAGCCAUCUCCAUCUUCAGUCUGGCCUUCAUGAUCCUGGGGACUCUGUGUUUGAUUGGAUCAUGUUCUGGCAAAGGAAAAGGAAGAGACUACCUCCUCAAACCUGCUGGCAUGUUUUUUGCAUUUGCAGGCCUCUGUGCCUUCGUCUCCCUGGAGGUGAUGCGGCAAUCAGUCAAACGCAUGAUUGAGAGCGAAGAAACAAUCUGGAUCAAAUACAACUACGCCUGGUCCUUCGCUUGCGCCUGCGCCGGCUUCGUCCUCCUCUUUCUCACUGGCAUCAGCCUCCUGAUCCUCUCCAUGCCCCAGAUGCCCAGGAAUCCAUGGGAGACUUGCAUGGACGCCGAGCCAGAGCAAGUGGAGUGAAGAGCUAGACAGACAGAAGAAAUCGCAAUGAGAGUGGACUGUGUCUUUUGUUUUGAGUACAGAUGCCAGAUUGAUUUCAAGAAGAGCUGGUGAUAAAAGGGUAAGAUCACCAAGAGAGAAACCACUUUGGAUGAAGGUGGACCAUGGGCAUGGUGGGAAACUUACCUUCCAACAAUUGUACUACAACUUGAAUAUUUGCUUUUUUAUCCUGUAUACCCACCCAGAGUGUACAACAUCGCAGUCCUGUCUGACUCCAACUUCAUAGAUAGGGAUCAUAUUGGAGACCAGAGCCCAUAUCUGACCUAAGAUCUAAAAAUUCUACUUCUUAGUCAGGCCCAAAACCAUUUCUUAGUAAGCACUGGGAAUAUGCUCUGGACAUAUAAAUCAAAUUAUCAAAUUGACAAACAUUUCAGACCCAUUUACAUUUUGAGAAUAUAGUGCUUAGAGUUAAGACACCUACAGCAGGCGACUGUGAUUUUAUGGACUGCAUUAUGUUUGAUAUCUUGUACGUAUCUAAUGUUUGUCUGUUCAUUUUUGUUUGGGAUCACUCAACAAAUCACGUAAAAGAUGAAUGAGUUGAGACAAAUGUUGAGCUGUACAUUUCAAAGAUUUAGAAAGAACCUUUACAUAUAAAGCACGGCCCCAACCGCUGACUCAAGCAAAGCAGUCGUACAGAGCAGGCUUGUGUGUGUGUGUGUGUGUGUGUGUGUGUGUGUGCAUGUGACGGACUGAAUGCUAAACACCCACACAGUCUGCAGCACUGAUCGUGUUGGAAAAGGUUCAGUUCUAGCAGGUGCACAUACAAGGCCAUUUACUUUUUUUGUUGACAAACCAAACUGAUACAAAAAAUUCUCUGUUCAUGUUUUUUUUUUUCCAUGCGUCAUCAUGACCCAUUUAGAACAGCAGUGUGCAUUUACAAUUUUCUCUGAACAAGCCCACAGAGAUCAUAAAAACACAUGAGGGUUCAUGAUCGGUACUUGUCAACCUUUAACUCUUUCACAUGCUGUUUCAGAAUGAACUGCCAUUAGCCAGUCGAAUCACGCAAACACAAAACAAAAAGCAGACAGGACAGGAUUUUGUUAGCCAGCUGCAAGCAGCACAUCAAGUAUUUUUGGUUAACUCACAUUUUGAGAAUACAUUUUACAUGUAAUCAUUUACAGUAUGAAUGACAAUAUUGGUUGGUUAUAAAACCAGUGAGCAAAGAGAAAAUGUGUGCAGGUGUUGUAAGCCCAACUUCAAUCAGCUUUGUGUUGUGAGAAAGAGGAACUUCUAUGAUUUAUCUGCUUCACACCAUAUACCAUAAUAUACACCUUUUUCAAAGUAAGAGCCAGUGGUGGUAGAAGUACUCAAAUGUUUUACUGAAGUAAAAGGAAUAAUACCACAAUACCUGUUACGAGAAAUGUCCUGCAUUCAAAGUUUUACUUAAGUAAACGCACACUGACACUCCCACUCACAUACGAAGAUGCCAUGAACAAAAUAUACGAUUAAGUACCAAAAGUAAACGUACUCAUUAUGCAGUUUAUCAUUUGAUGUUAUAAAUGUGUUAACCUGCUGAUUUGACAUUCGACUUACUUUCCUGAUAUUUUUGACUCAGAGAUAAGUGAAACAAAACAAACAAUAAAAUCAAACAUUAGAUAGAUAUAUAGAUACUUUAUUGAUCCCGAGGGAAAUUCAAGACAGACAGAAGAAUAUAAAACCAUCAGUAGUAGUGGUAACUGCUGACAUGAUUUUGUUAUGUUUUUGUCUUGUUCAUUGAAUAUGGCAAGGACUUAAACAAGAUUUUGAAAGCAGUGGAUUCUGUGUGUGUUCAUGUGCUAUAACUUUGUAAUGAAAAUUAAACCUUGAUAAGCUCUGGAAAA